GUUUACUAUUCGCUAUCGGGCAGCUAUCUGUGGCCGAUUCGAGAGCCUUUUGUGUACGACGUUGAGGGGUAAUUGGAUGGAGUCUGGUAUUCUUGCGUAGCCUCAACUCCACGGUACGCACCAUCAAGGGCGCUAACAUCUACUCGGUAUUUACUUCGAUUACAUUUGGCGCUGUAUUUCUUGACGUGCCUUUCAUACUUUUAACCUUUCAAGGCAAACAAAUAUACUGAUAUACUUGACUUGAUUUACAAACAAUUAAUGGCCCGGUUGAGCCCCAAGCAGACAUACACACCAUGGCGUCCUCAAACCGCAUUGUUGACAUACACACACAUAUGUACCCUCCCUCAUAUGUCGACAUCUUAAAGUCCAGACAGACCAUUCCUCUAGUCCGCACGUUCGACCCUGCUCAAGACCCAAGGCUCAUAUUACUUGCGGCAGAAGUGGAAUCUUUGAACAAUGCCGCCUCGAGUGAUGCUCCCGACAAGCGUGCAAAUCCACCUGGCCGGCCCUUGACAAAACACUAUGCGUCGCUCGGACAAAAGAUUCACUUUAUGAACACUCACAAGAUAGACAUAUCAGUCAUAUCCCUGGCAAACCCAUGGCUUGACUUUCUUGACCCGUCUGAGGCUGGCUCAAUCGGAGAGUCCAUCAACAAUGAGUUCGACUCAAUGUGCAACCAGCACCCGGGCCGCCUCUUCUUCUUUGCGACGUUGCCCUUAACGGCACCCCUGGACACCAUACUCGCAUGCAUAUCUCACGUCAAGUCGUUGAAGUACUGCCGUGGAGUGAUCCUGGGCACUUCGGGGCUAGGAAAAGGCCUCGAUGAUCCCGAGCUGCUGCCUAUAUUUGAGGCCUUGGGCGCAGCCCGGCUCAUGGUGUUUCUUCACCCUCACUACGGCCUUCCAAACGACGUCUGGGGCCCUCGGGCAAGCGCCGAAUACGGCCAUGUACUCCCUCUCGCAUUGGGUUUCCCGAUGGAGACGACCAUCGCCGUUGCGCGCAUGUACCUGGCGGGUGUGUUUGAUCGCGUCCCCAGUUUGAAUAUGCUUCUGGCCCACAGCGGUGGCACACUCCCCUUCCUGGCCGGCAGGAUCGAGAGCUGCAUACUUCACGACGGUCACCUGAUGCGGGAGGGCAAGGCAGGUGGGCCAGGAUCGGGCCGCCGGACUAUUUGGGAUGUGCUCAAGGAUCAGGUUUACCUGGACGCUGUCAUAUACUCCGAGGUCGGGCUCAAGGCGGCCAUAGACGCGAGUGGCGUGGACAGACUGAUGUUUGGAACCGACCACCCCUUCUUCCCACCGCUGACCAGUGAUGAAGAUGGUGCAUGGGAGAGCGUAGGGCUCAAUGCUGAAGCCGUGGACAAGGCGCUGGGUAGUGGGUCAACGGCAGCUGCUGGAGUCAUGGGCGAAAACGCCAUCAGGGUUCUGCGUCUUUACGAAAGUUAGAUAUACCUCGAUAGAAAAGGGGCCCUCAUAACUAGAACGGCGAUAAUGUCCUAAAAGAGAUCAUGAAUUCGAAAUGAAAACAAAACCUCGGAUACGACCAAGCCCAGCCAAGCUGUUUUUACUACAUACAGACGAUCUCAACAAGUAGAGCAAAAACAUGGGCAUUAAUUACAAUCUUCCAGAACCGUUCUCCAGCCUGAUAUGAAAGACGGGUCGGGGCAAACUCAACGAUUCGAAAUAUAGGACUGAUUGUUUUGUUCAACACUGAUAGGUCUACAUAGAUUAAAAUGACAAUUUGUAUUGGAUUGUACACUGUUA
Messenger RNA from Pyricularia oryzae 70-15, 1763 nucleotides. Its product is annotated as 2-amino-3-carboxymuconate-6-semialdehyde decarboxylase. Gene Ontology annotation, cellular component: cytoplasm; cytosol. NCBI's taxonomy places the organism in Eukaryota, Fungi, Ascomycota, Sordariomycetes, Magnaporthales, Pyriculariaceae. Gene Ontology annotation, biological process: secondary metabolic process. The record is from RefSeq and is a predicted model, not a curated record. The transcript has a single exon. Gene Ontology annotation, molecular function: carboxy-lyase activity; hydrolase activity. Bases 294 to 1445 code for a protein of 383 amino acids.